Molecule: messenger RNA, 690 nt
Organism: Sporisorium graminicola
Lineage: Eukaryota; Fungi; Basidiomycota; Ustilaginomycetes; Ustilaginales; Ustilaginaceae
Exons: 3
Coding region: 1-690 (229 amino acids)
Biological process (GO): glutathione metabolic process
Cellular component (GO): peroxisome; mitochondrion
Molecular function (GO): glutathione peroxidase activity; glutathione transferase activity
Source: RefSeq, a predicted model, not a curated record
AUGUCGGCACGCAACAAGGUCAAGUUCUACUUUGACGUCGUCUCGCCCUGGUCCUAUGUAGGCUUCCAGGUGCUUCGCCGGUAUCAGUCGCUGUGGAACCUGGAGAUUACGUACAAGCCGGUCAAUCUGGGAUACAUCAUGAAGUACUCGGGCAACAAGCCGCCCAUCUCGGUAGUCAACAAAGGUCUCUGGAUGUUGCAGGAUCGCGAGCGCGCGGCCAAGUUCUUUGGCGUCACGCUCAAUCCGACCAAAGAGUUCCCGAUCAACACGAUGCACCUGCAGGCGUUCCUCUCGGAGCUCGCGCGCGCCCAGCCGGACUCUGUGCAUACGCUCGAGGCGGCAAUCCAGACGUGCUUCGCCGCCAUCUGGCACCACGACUACGCCUGCGCCACGCGCGACGAUCUCGACGCCAUCUUGGCCAAGGCCGACUACCUCGGUCUGGGCAAGGACACUGUCGCGCAGCUGCUCGACGCCGCGUUGCAGAAGGAGACGCGCAAACGCAUGCAGGACGAGGCUCGCGUGCUCGUCGAGGAACAUGGCCUGUUCGGCAUGCCCAGCUUCGAGGUGGUACGCGCCAGCGAUGGCGAACAGACCUUGUGGUUCGGCAGUGACCGCUUCGAGCAGCUGGCCGCAUGGCUCGACGUGCCGUACAAGGGCCCCUUUACAGAUGGCAGUGUGGCCAAGUUGUGA